This is a messenger RNA of Amborella trichopoda, 2407 nucleotides long. RefSeq lists its product as uncharacterized. Gene Ontology annotation, molecular function: transcription corepressor activity. Gene Ontology annotation, biological process: DNA-templated transcription. NCBI's taxonomy places the organism in Eukaryota, Viridiplantae, Streptophyta, Magnoliopsida, Amborellales, Amborellaceae. The record is from RefSeq and is a predicted model, not a curated record.
GAAAUUUCAUUAACUUGCUCCCGCGGGAGUGCGAAGCACCCUGCGGAAAUUAUGGAAUACGCUUGGAACCGCGUUACAACAGUGUACCAGUGGCACUCUCCCUCUCUCUCACUCUCUCUAUGAGUUCCACUUUAAUCAUGCUUCAAAUGCGAACCGGAAAAUUGCCGGAAAAUUGAUUCUCUCUCUAUCUCUACUUUACGGCUAGGCUUCUUGCUUUAUCUUGUCCUGUAACCUCCGCCAUUUGUCUGGAAUUAGGGUUUAGGGCUUCAUCAUCGUCAUCUUCCUCCCAUGGCUUUUGAAUUACCAGAAUGCGAGGUCUUUUGGUCCAUGUGUAACAAAGCAGACAGGAAGUUCGCCAAGUCCGCAAACCUCCCUCUAUAUGGCAAAAUCAACCAUGCUUCCUCCUUCAAAAAGGUCUUCAAAAUUUACACCAAGCUUUGGAAAUAUCAGCAAGAUCACAGACAAAAGCUCAUUGAAGAUGGCGUCAAGAGAUGGGAGAUUGGUGAGAUCGCUUCAAGAAUUGCUCAGAUUUAUUUUACACAGUAUAUGAGAACAAGUGAGAUGAAUCUUUUGUGCGAGAGUUGCAGGUUUUAUCAGGCGAUCUUAGAGAGAGAGUAUUUCAAGGAGAAUUCUGCGAGUGAUUUGAGCGUGGCUAACAAGCAGUUGAGGUGCUAUGGGAGGUUUUUGACUGCUUGCUUGACGCUUGGGAAGAGGGAGAUGGUGCACCAGGUGGUUAAUCACAUGAAGAGUUUGCUUGACGAGCACAAGAGGAACUUUCAGGAUUUCAGCUAUAACGAUUGGAAGAGGAUGUUGAUAGAUAUAAAUAGGUUUUUGAAAGCAGAUACAGCCUUUAUGAAUAGAAGACCCCUGAGGUACAGUGUGGUCCUUGAUGCUGAUCCAUAUGCUCUUCCAUCCGUUUCUUCUAUAGAGGGCAAAAGGGCUCUAAGAUUGAGUGAUGCAAUUCUUGGCAGCUACCAUCACAAUGAGGUAAAGUUUGCAGAGCUUAAUCUUGACUUGUUUAGAAUGCUUCAAUGUCUGGAGUGGGAACCAAGUGGUUCUUUCUACCCUAAAAGGUUGGUGGAGUCAAGUGAAAGUUCCUGUGGUGAGGCUGGAGCUGCUGUACCCAAGCGUUUCUCAUAUAUUGAGGGUCUAGUUGAUCAUUCUUUGCCACCAAAUCCACGAAAAGCCAUUUUGUACCGUCCAGCUGCUACACAAUUCAUAUCGGUCCUUGCAGCAAUCUGGGAGGAUCUUGCACCUGAUGGGAUUUUACUAAUAUAUCUAUCUGCUGCGGGGAAGGCCACAUCAUCAAGUUCAGGACUCCCUCUAUCCUCUACUGAACAAAAUCCAGGCGAUAUGCAAGCUCAUGACUCUGUCUCUGAUGGAAACUCUAUUUCACCCGAGAGCUCUUCCCGUGAUAGCCCAACUGAAUCUCGUAAUCUACAUGAGGAGAAUCACCAUAAUGGUUCUAGAGGUUGCCUACGAUUGAGUUCUCGUGGAAAUGAAGGUUUGAACAAUCUUUACCCUAAUGACAUAAUCCCUUUCACAAGACGGCCGCUUUUUCUGAUUGUUGACUGUGACAGUAGUCAUGCAUUCAAGGCCAUAAGUGGUGCAGAGAUGGGAGAAACUGUUGCUUUACUUCUUUCCCCUACCCUUCCAUCUCCAUGUGCUGCUGAUGCUGAUUCAACCUCCCAGCCAAACAAUGGAAGCCAAUUCACAAUGUUUCUCACUGCCCCUUUACAGGCUUUCUGCCUCUUGGUUGGUGUUCCUGGCUUUAACCUUGGAAUGGAUGCAUUUAACAAAGUUGAUGAGAUGCUGUCCUCGUCAUUUGAUGAGUGGGGCAAAAUGUUGGCAGAUUCUGAAUCACUUGAUCCAGUGUGGGCUCACGUUUUAACCGAUCCCUUUCUAAGGCGGCUCAUUCUUCGAUUUAUAUUUUGUCGGGGUGCCAUCUCACUCUAUGCUCCAACGUCGAACAAGAAAGAAUAUCUUCCAGAGUGCCUUCCUCCUCUGCCUGAGUCAUUCCGUCCUGCCUCAGCUGCCGUUCGACAUGCAAUCUUUCGCAUUUCGUGGUCACUUGAUGUUGCGGACAACUUCCACUGUACUGGAGACAAUCCUGAUGGGAUUGGUUCGGACAAACUGCUGUGUGCAGUUUGAGAUGGACACUACCAGAGAUCGUUGUCAGAGAGUUUUGUUGUAUAUAAUUGCGGGCUCUCUCACACUCUCUCUCAUUCAUUUGAGGAGCCACUAUAAAUCUGGAAAUGAGAAAUGAAAUUGUUUGUCAAAAGGAGCUCUUGUUGUAUACAGUGGUGUGCUCUGUUUGCUUGUGUGGCCGCAUAUUAAGACAGAAGAUUUGCAUCAAGAAAUUGUCAUAUGUGCUGCCCCUAGAUUUUUUCUGCAUAUAUGGGGGCUA